Molecule: messenger RNA, 4440 nt
Organism: Ruditapes philippinarum (Manila clam)
Lineage: Eukaryota; Metazoa; Mollusca; Bivalvia; Venerida; Veneridae
Product: atrial natriuretic peptide receptor 1-like
Exons: 25
Coding region: 180-3953 (1257 amino acids)
Biological process (GO): intracellular signal transduction; cGMP biosynthetic process; protein phosphorylation
Cellular component (GO): membrane
Molecular function (GO): guanylate cyclase activity; protein kinase activity; peptide receptor activity
Source: RefSeq, a predicted model, not a curated record
CGGACGGUAAUUUGGUUUAAUGUCAAACUAAAGCGGCAUGUUCAACAAUAAGAUGGAUUACAUAAAAAUGACAAGUUUAUUUCAAAGUUUAUGUUAAUGUAUCUGCUUUUAUUACGAAUUGUCAUUAAGUGUUACAGUCAAAUAUUCAAAUUAGUGGAUUUAACAGGGCAAAAACGAGGAUGAGUGGUUUUGUUAAGAGACAAAAAACAUCACGUUAUUAUGGGAUGUUUGUGUUUAUUUUUGUGCAUUUGGUUAAAAAUAUAUCUGGACAAACAACGUUACAAGUCGUCUGGAUGGUGCCUUAUACGUCACAUCCGGAGGCAAGUUUUGAACAUAACGCAUCAAGUUCCGUUGCAGCGUUAGCACUUGGUCUGAAAACGGUAAAAGACCAAUCACUACUACCCAGUUAUGUGUUCAAUAUAACUGCCAUAGACACUGACUGUGACAGCAAGCAGGGUAUUGGAGCACUAGUUGAUAUUCUAUUACAACAUCAUGUUGACGUUGUAUUCGGACCCCCGUGCUCGAAAGUCGUGGAACCGAUUGGAGAGCUAUUGGCCUACAGAAAUAUUCCAGUGAUGAACUGGUUAUCUCUCGGACAAACCAUUUACAACAAGAAUAUCUUAAAUACAUAUACCAGAACAAUGGCUACUAUAGCAUCACUUGGUGACAUGAUGAGAUUUUUCUACCUAUACACCGGUUGGCGACGUCUGGUGCUGAUUUCCAGUGACGGGGAUGCUUAUAGAGGAGGAGCGACCACCAUCAAAUCUUCGCUAGUGUCAAACCCAGCUUACGAUUUCCUGAUAGCGCAUCAUUAUAGUGACGUCAAAAUCAAUGCGUCCAUUGCUCAAAUUGACCAGAUGUGGUCAACUAUUAUUUACGAGGCCAGAGUGAUAGUAUUGGUAAUACCACGAGCCGAGAUCCGCACGUACAUGAUUCGCGCCCACCAGAAAGGGAUGACGAGUGGAAAUUACCAGUUCCUGUAUGCAGAUGUUGAGCCGGCGGACGGUGAUGAUAUAUCUAACACUAGAAUAUGGCAACAAGGUGAUAUGUAUGACGAGAUGGCAAGACAGGCUUUCAGAAAUCUCCUCUAUUUUGGACUAGGGUUGGAUUCUUUGAACAUAUCAGAAUGGCAGAACGAGGCCUAUGAUGCCUACAACAAUACAUUUCUAGGUCGUGAUAAUAUACCAGUUGCUACUGAAUCGGACCAGUACUCAGCCUACCUCCACGACACCGUUUUGCUGUAUGCAAUGGCUUUAAAUGCGUCCCUCAUCGCAAACUCAACCCACGACGGAACUUCUAUUUUUACCUAUGCGUCAUCAGUAUUCUUCAAAGGGCUCUCGGGGGAUGUCGUGAUGGGCAACCUUGGUGAUAGACAGCCCACGUUUUUCGUAUAUGACAUGGACACAACUGAUACAUUUAUACAAGUGGCUAGACUCGCUUAUGUCAUCAACGAUUUGGAGACGGAAUACGAAAUUACAUGGUUAUAUACGAAGAUUAUUUGGGGUGAUGGAAGAACCACAGAUACUUAUAUUCCACCCGACACUCCACCUUGUGGAUUUUUCGGCGAAAAGUGUCCACCGGAAUCUACCAAAGACAAUACACUGACCAUUGUCUUGUCUGUUUGUAUCCCGGUGGCUGUUAUUCUGGUGACUGCGUUCCUAAUAUUAAGAUGGUGGCGAAAAGAACGUGCUCUACAGAAUAUGUCGUGGAAAAUUAAUUACUCUGACCUGAAUUUCAACUUCCAACAGAAGAAACUACCGUCAUCGUUUAUGCAAGCGUCUAGGUUAUUCAGCAACAGUGUCAUCAGUAUUGAUAGUACGAGUGUUUACGAAACUAUCCGAAGUGGAGCCACUUCCGUCCAGACCACGAGACAUUCAGCUAAUAGGGGGCAAAUAUUUACAACAGUUGCUAUGUUCAAAGGUGAAAUGGUUGCAGUAAAGUGGAGCACAAAGAAGAAAAUUCAAACCGAUAGGUCGUUCCUACUUCGCAUGAAAGAGAUGUACGAAUUAAAACAUGCAAAUUUGACCACAUUUAUUGGCAUGAGUAUUUCUCCUGAGAGAGUAUGUUGCAUCUGGGAAUACUGUACCAAGGGCAGUAUACAGGAUGUAAUUGAGAAUGAUGACAUUCAUCUAGACAUGAUGUUCAAGUUGUCUCUAGUUGUUGACAUAUGUCAGGGUUUAGAGUACAUCCAUAAGAGUAACAUACGUUACCAUGGUAACCUAAGAAGUUCAAACUGUGUUAUAGACAGUCGUUGGGUUUGUAAGUUGACUGAUUUUGGCACGGAGAAAGUAAAGCCUCGCCAUGACAAUCUAGAAGUUAUGGGGGAGCAUGCUUUUUACGCAAAACUAUUUUGGACGGCGCCAGAAAUUCUACGAAGGAUAUUGAAGAAAGAGUCAUAUGAAAGCACAAGUAGCGCAGAUGUUUUCGCUAUCGGUAUUAUAAUGAAAGAGUUGCUAUGUAGAAAUGAACCCUACAGUGCUCAUACUCAUCUGACUCCGAAAGAGAUAAUUCUAAAAGUGGCACGACCGGAGGAUCCCGACAAGUUGUUCCGGCCUGCUAUAACGCACGCUGAGCUUGAUACCGAGUACAGAAGAACAAGCACGAUUUUACUCAUACACCGUUGCUGGGCUGAGGACCCGUUGGCCAGACCCUCCAUGAAGACUGUUCUUAGAAUGUUAGAGAAAAUCAACCCAUACAAAAAGACAAGUGUUGUUGACAAUAUGAUUGCAAUGAUGGAAAAGUAUACAAAUAACUUGGAAGACAUUGUUGCAGAGAGAACACAGCAACUUCAAGAAGAAAAGAUAAAAACCGACGCUCUUCUGUACAGAAUGCUACCAAGAAAAGUUGCAGAAGAUUUAAAGAUCGGAAGAGCGGUACAGGCAGAAGCAUUUGAUUCAGUUACAAUAUACUUCUCUGAUAUUGUACGGUUUACAGACCUUGCUAGUGAAAGUACACCACUUGAGAUUGUAGGCUUGUUGAAUGCUUUAUACACAUUGUUCGACGACACAAUAAGUCAUUAUGACGUUUAUAAGGUGGAGACUAUAGGAGAUGCGUACAUGAUUGUAAGUGGCCUGCCGGAGAAGAACGGGAAUUUGCACGUGAAGGAGAUUGCAGGAGUAGCUCUCAGUAUAUUGGACAGUGUAUUGACUUUCAAAAUACCUCACAAACCAGACAGACAACUUCAAAUCCGAAUUGGAUUACACACGGGUCCAGUGGUCUCAGGGGUUGUUGGGCUAACCAUGCCAAGAUAUUGCUUGUUUGGUGACACUGUCAACACAGCAUCAAGGAUGGAGUCAAAUGGAGAGCCCCAGAAGAUACACAUUAGUCCAAGCACACAGGCGGCGUUAGCGAAAUUCCCUUUGUUUGAUAUAGAGGAACGAGGGGAAAUUCCAAUUAAGGGUAAAGGAAUGAUGAGGACAUUCUGGUUGACGGGUUUACACGUUGUUGCUUUAGAGGAUGGUGAAGAUGAUGAUGGCGAGCUUGACAUGGAAACUGAUCAGCCGUUUGGUGAUAAUGAGUUUUCCAUGGAAGAUCUAAAGGAAAACGGUUUAGGAGAUGAUGCAUCCAUGUCAGAAGAAAUUAAAGGCGGGCAAAACGGUGUCGGGAAAAUCAGUGUCGCCGAUUCCGGAAUUUGUAUUGAUAAAAGUACAGUUGUGACUGAGGAAAAUGACCAUAACAAUAUGGACAUAAUAUCAGGUGAUACCUGUAAUAGUGACGUUCAUGACGAUGAUAAACACGAGGUAUCAGCACUAAAACCUAGUACGGAGACACAUAAUGACAUUGCGUUACGGUUAAACGGGAAUUAUAAUAAUAAGUUACAAACUGUAAAGUUAACAGAAAUACAAGAAAACAAAUCAAAACCAAAUGGUGAACUACUACCUCUGGAGAAUUGUACUGACCACAAGGAAAGCACAAAUAUUCGGUUUCAUGUGUUACCAGUACAAAGCCCAUAAAACGGAAGAGAUCAGUCUCUGGUUUAUAAUUUAGUCCCAAUAUUACAUUUAUUUAUUUAUUCAUGGCUGGAAAUGGCUGGAAAUGAUUAUAAGCGAUUUGUUGUGCGUCAAAACGUCACGAAAGCAUAAGUAAACAAGACGGUAACUUAACUGCUGACAACGAGUUGGUGAUAUGUCCUGCUAUAUAUACAUUGGGUAUCUAACAGUAUACAGACAGCCUGGUCAGAUUUCAUAAAUAUGCAGGCUGGCCUGGCUCAAUACUUCUGGCAAAGGCUUAAAUUAUCACUUCCGGUUCAUUAAGAAAACGGGAGCUUAUUCAAGAUCCAAUCAAAUGUUCACAACUUUAGUUUGGGAUCCAAGCAUCCUGAGAUGUAUGGUACUUUAAGUGUGGACUUUGAACAUUUUAUGAUAUUUUACAUGAUUACACUUUCCUUUUGAGAAGGAAAUAAACACAGGUUUCUCAUUUUAAGGGUAAAUUUCUAACCUA